Molecule: messenger RNA, 1073 nt
Organism: Epinephelus moara (kelp grouper)
Lineage: Eukaryota; Metazoa; Chordata; Actinopteri; Perciformes; Serranidae
Gene: cmc1
Product: C-x(9)-C motif containing 1
Exons: 4
Coding region: 80-403 (107 amino acids)
Cellular component (GO): mitochondrion
Source: RefSeq, a predicted model, not a curated record
GUCAGCGGAAGUCUUUUGCGCAUGCGCGAGCGAGGUCACAUUGGUUCAGUUUGGUAAUGUUUUGAGAAACACCACUACAAUGGAAGCAGCAAACGCAGAGGAGGUCCACCUGAGGCAUGUGGAGAAAGAUGUCCUGAUCCCCAAAUUGAUGAGAGAGAAAGCCAAGGAGCUCUGUGCCGAGAAAGUUGAAGCCUUCUCCCACUGCUGUAAAGACGCUGGUUUCCUCAUGGCGUUCAAGUGUCGAGAGGAGAACGCAGCACUGAAGGAAUGUCUCACGAUACACUACAAAGACCCCGGCUUCUAUGAGCAGUGUAAGCAGGAGUACAUCCAAGAGAAACUGGAGUUUGAGAGGACAGGGGUCGCAUCAAAGAACAGGAAACAAAAACUCCCAACUAGCAUGUAAUGAGCAACAUGGCACCCAAACAACUUCUCUCCUUUGAGCGCAAAGGUGCGGGAUGUGAGGCUCUGGCCAGAACCAGCGCUUAGUUCUGCAUACCCAGGACACAUGGUCAUCUGUCAUGGUUUAUUACUCUUAAAGGCACCAGACUGUGCACUUCAUUUAAAUCUGUGGAGUGACUGAAACUGGUUUGGUGUGCAAGAGUGGUAUAUAAUCAAAACAAUGGCUUUUUUUGGUUCUGUGUAUUUGCAACAUGUUCUACAUCAGAUUGCCUGAAGAUCGGCAGCAUUUCCAUUACAUUUACUAAUCAGCUUAUUGACAGAAUAUACAGAUAUGAUCAUACAGUCACCUCCUGUACCUAAACCUGAAAGAUCUUCAUUAGAGUGUAGAGCUUUAGCUUUGAAUGUGUGCAGUCAUAAUUCAGGGAUGAUUAAUAUAUUAUUUGCCAGGCAAAGAUGUAGCAUAUAUAACUACAUCUUUGCCUGGCCUCACAGCUUGGUAUUUCAUCUGCAGAAGAAAGUGGAAGGCUUCUUUUGUUAUCAAAAAUAAUUUCAUAAACACUUGGAAAUUUAAGAUGCUUGUACAGUGUAUGUAAGUGAGCAAUGCACCAUGUGUGGUCUUGUGAUAUAUGCAAUGAAUUGUGGCAUUGUAAAUAAAAAUAUUCAAUAGCAAUAAA